AUUUGCACUGAACACUGCGGAGAAAAGCACACCAUUUGUUUAGAAAAUGUCAAGACGCAGUAAUCGCAUCACAUUACAAGAAAGAAAUGAAAACGCACCAGAACAAAAUAAACCUCUGAGGAAAAGAAAAGGCGAGCAGUGCAAUAGAAGAGUCCCGUCAGCAGCUAAGAAACAACACUAUGAGAUUCAGAACCGGCGUUUUGAAGGAGAUAUUAGUCCCAGUGUGUUAAUCGAGACUCCUCAGAAAGAGGUUCAUCAGGAGACCAGUAAUCUUUCUGGUUUCAAGCGCUUCAGAUUCAAGAACCUCUUUGUGAAACCCUCUCCGCUGCCAUGCCUCAGCUGGGCCAGUUCAGAUGAUGUGUGGAUAAAGAUGCUAAACAAGGAGCUGAAGUAUGUACACGACAAGGGCUUCAUCCAGCAGCAUCCAACCCUGCAGCCCAAAAUGAGGUCCAUUCUGCUCGACUGGCUCAUGGAGGUCAGUGAAGUUUAUACUCUCCACCGGGAAACAUUUUACUUGUCUCAGGACAUCUUUGAUCGCUUCAUGCUCACUCAAAAAGACAUCGGCAAAGAUCAGCUGCAGCUCAUCGGCAUAACGUCACUCUUCAUCGCCUCAAAGAUCGAGGAGAUUUACCCGCCAAAGCUCCAGGAGUUUGCUUACGUGACGGACGGGGCCUGCAACGAGGAGGAGAUUCUGGCUAAAGAGCUUGUGAUACUGAAGGCGUUGAAGUGGGAGCUCUGUCCUGAGACCGUCAUCUCAUGGUUGAAGCUCUACUCCCAAGUGGACUCUUCGAAGGACGAUGCUAAUUUCCUCAUUCCUCAGUUCUCGCAGGAAACCUACAUCCAGAUCACUCAGUUGUUGGAUCUUUGCAUUCUGGACAUGAAUUGUUUGGAUUACCAGUAUGGAGUCCUCGCUGCUGCUGCGUUUUGUCACUUUACUUCUUUUGAAACGGUCCAUAAAGUAUCAGGGCUCACAUGGGACAGCAUAUCAAGCUGUGUGCGGUGGAUGAACCCAUUUGCACGAGCGGUACGUGAAUGGCCCAGACCACAGCUGAAGGACUUCAAAAAGGUGGCGGCAGAAGGCCGACACAACAUACAGACCCACGUGGACUAUCUGGCCAUGCUGAGUGAAGCACAUGAUCGGCAGCAGGACAGCUUGGACCGGAUGUCUCCAUUGGCUGUAGCUGGAAUACUGACCCCUCCUAAAAGCACUGAGAAACCUGCUAAUUGAAAUUGAUGGAGAACCCGAGUUUGGUUUCCCAGAGCAGUAUUUGAAGCACUCAGAAGUGCCUUCCAUCGAAGAAUGGAUUAAUAUACAUUUUCUGAAGCUAGAAAUGAAACUUUAAUGAUCAUAAAGCUGAACCUGCUUAAGAGCUUCUGGCUAUGUUGCCAGUUCAGAAGUCUGCACAGAUGCUGCUGCUGCUUCAUGGAUCAUAUGUUACCAUUUUAUGUUAUGUAAAUACAAUUUAAUUUUAUUGUGAGUGUGUUUGUGUGUGAUGUGAAACGUAUGUUCUGAAUUUUGGCGUGAAUGUGUUAACCCAGUGGUGCUAACUGCUUGUUAAACAGGACGAGCCUGUACAGCCAGCCGAAUCGCUUAUUGGCCUAUUUUCUUAAACCUUCAGGUCCUUGUGAACAUCAUUCCCUUGUUUUAAUUCUCAAGAUACUCCUGUAAGACUUGACUGUUUUCACCCCUCAGAAGUGAAUUUACCAAACUGAAUUUAAGCAAAGUGCAUAUUUAUUUCAAAUCGAUAGAUUUUCAGUUUUAAUAUUUGAAUUGCAAUUUUGUUCCUCAAUGCCAAAGGCAUAUUUAAUAAUUUGAGGUGCUUGCUAUUUAUGAAUUUAAUGCCUUUUGUUUGUAGCAUAGCUUGAAUAAAAUUUGACCUGGGCUUGAGCCAGUCAUGUUAGCUUCAUUGUUGAUUUGAGAACAGUGUAAAAAUGUACUAUGAAUUGUACAGAAGAUGUAUAUGUGUACAAAUAAUAAUUUCAAGACUGUAAUGUGUAAUUUCCAAUGUGAAGGUAUUAAAAGUAAAAUGAGU
Molecule: messenger RNA, 2033 nt
Organism: Carassius gibelio (silver crucian carp)
Lineage: Eukaryota; Metazoa; Chordata; Actinopteri; Cypriniformes; Cyprinidae
Gene: ccne2
Product: cyclin E2
Exons: 11
Coding region: 47-1228 (393 amino acids)
Biological process (GO): G1/S transition of mitotic cell cycle; regulation of cyclin-dependent protein serine/threonine kinase activity
Cellular component (GO): cyclin E1-CDK2 complex; cyclin E2-CDK2 complex; centrosome
Molecular function (GO): cyclin-dependent protein serine/threonine kinase regulator activity
Source: RefSeq, a predicted model, not a curated record